CAGUUAUGCGCAUGCGCACUGGGCAUAGCAACGCUAAUUCGGUCUCGGGGCCGCAGAGAAGAACAGAUGAAGCGAUCGUAAAUACGCCUUCUGGGGAGCGGACAAGAUAAAUCACCCCGGGCGGACUCACAGGAAACAUGGGGAGUGUGUUCCUGCCAGCGGACGCGGCCCACUCGGUGCUGCGGCGGCUGCCCAGGGCUAACUUCCUGCUGGAGGAGAUGAAGCAGGGCAACAUACAGAGGGAGUGCCGCGAGGAGAUCUGUACCUAUGAGGAGGCCCGCGAGGCCUUCGAAAAUGAUGAGAAGACGAGGCGCUUCUGGGAGGAAUACGUGCGUGAGAGCAGCCCUUCGGGAGGUCUGGAGUCGGUGGUCGGCGGCGUGCACUCCCUCUACCUGAUCGUGCCACUGCUGACGGUGGUCUUCAUCGUGGUGGCUGUGGCCGUAGUGGUGUUUUGCUGCCACUCCCGAAAGCGCUCGCAGCGCAGUCCCGGCCUAGCUCACUCCCACCACGACCACGUCUUAUCGGUGGUCUCCAUGGACCACUGGGGAAGGGAUUAUCACCACGGUGACCGCUCAGAACUCAGCCUCCACAGCAGCCCUACCGGCUACCCGGGCUCUGAGGCGGCUUCGGGUCGGGUGAGCGUAGCCGACCGGCCGCCGUCGUACGAGGAGGCGGUCGGCCACGCCGACAUCCGUGUGGAAACGGAGCCCCCGCCGCAGUACGAGGACAUUAUGAAUGCCGCGAACCACGCCAAGUAAACAGGACCACCACCUUCACUUCAUAAUGCAAUCUCUGCCAGCACUCGACAUUUGCACUAACCUCUCAAAAGGAGCAAGUGAAUCCAGCAGUACCAAAUGCAACAAACAUCUCUAACAAACGACUCCAACUGAACCCCGUGCCGGCACAAAAAAAACAGUUGUAACCGCCACUGAAGGAUUUAUGUCCGUGCAGUUUCACCCGUGCUCUACUGGAGGUCUGUGCCAAAUAUUUCAUACAACAUUCUUUGCUCACACAGGUCCCAAAUGGCAUAAUGGAAGGCUUUAUCUACUCAAUAAAGCCAUACUUAUUCAGGAAAUAAGGAUGUGUAGCUAACUUGUACUUGCAGUAGGAACAUUCCACUUGGUGGGUCUUAACGGAAAAGCAUUGGAGCAUUUAUUCACAAUCUGCUAUUACACUAUGUACAAUGGAAUUCUAUGCCAUCCCUUUAGGGAAGCUAUCCUUUUCAUUAUUGUCCUACACCGCCACCAGAUUCAACAUUAUUCUCAUAUUGGAACACUUGUUGAACAACUACAUCUUACAAGUGAGGCAAAAACAUUGACAACUGUGUGCUACAAGAACUGGAUAAUAGAUAAAAACUAAUAUCAACUGGUGCAGUUUUGUCUCAAUAGUAACAUGUACUUGUCCUACUGGUAUACCAAAGUUGUCCUCCAAGUGUGCAGGAAAUUAAUACAGUAGUAGUAACAGAGUAUUUGAUCAAAAUAUAUGGUGGCGCUUUCGAGGUUUAUCAGAGGAAUUCAGCUUCCCUUUGGCAAGCAGUUAGGCUGAACGGUUUAUAUAUGUUUCAUGAGUUCAACAACUAUGUAAAGCCAAGGUUUCACUCGGAAGUUGUAGCCACAAGUCUGCGCCAUUCAUACUAAUGGUGCAAAAAAGCAGGCUCGGCGACUGGCAGUGCUUCUAGUGGGGUAAAGACUGCGCAAAAAAGCAGGCUCGGCGACUGGCAGUGCUUCUAGUGGGGUAAAGACUUGUAGGUACAAUUUCUGAGUGAAACCGUCACUGUACAUAAUUAAUUGAAGUAAUGAUUUGUGUGAGUGUUCUGUUUAAUAAGGUAUGGAAAAAGUUAUCCUGACUUGUUCUGCUUAUUCACAGGAAGCUAAAUUCCCUUGUGUGUAUACGCUCUUGGAAUUACACUUUAAAAUGGAAUUUUCUUAAAGACAAAGAGCAAAAAAGAACCGAGCUAUCAAAUAAUGCUCAAAGUUUUUUCGUACAUUGGUGUCAAAAUGUAAACGUAAUCUAAAGAGGGACCUCAGUGGAUUUGAUUUUGUCACUAACAAGCUGUCUUGAAGCUAUGCUCAACUGUGAAAAUCUUCCCUGUGACCUAAAGCUUCACUGUCUACGCCAGAUAUACUAGGUUGGCAGCGCCUCCUAAAAUGUAAAAUUGUACAGAAAAGAUGGAAUUGAGGCCAUAGAGACAGAAGCUUUGGGGAAAGCAGUCUCAGGGAAGGUCUUAUGUUUAAUGCCAUAAUGGACAGAAUCCAUGUUAAGCAUGUGUAAUGUAUCAGUGUGUAUAUAUACGUAUAAAAAUAUUGUAUGUAUAGUCUGUGUGAUACUAAAUUACAGUGAGAUUGCUUUUUACUGCAUACGAAUUCAUGGAUACUAAUGGAACUUAUUGCUGAUAACUAAAUGAAAGCACUUAUAUUGAAGCUCUUUAGAUAAAAUUUAGAUCGUUCGUUUUGGUUCCGUUCUAACAUUAAGGUCAUCAAAACUUUUAUUUCUGCCUGGUAUGAUGACACAUUGGUUCAUUGAGAGGGAUUGGCCUAGAAGUUAACAUGUCCACCUAAAUGGAAUGUUUAAAAAUGGCAUCAAACAUGGGUGUCAAAUAAAGAUCUAAGGGUCAGUUGCUUGUCCUGUCCACUACACUUAACUCAUUCACUACAAGUACAGGUUUAUGUAUAGUAUUCACGAAGUAAAUGGUGUGGUGGUUAGUAAAAUAACAUUUACACACACACAAAAAAUCACAGAUGUCCAAUCCACUUUGUCUUGGAAGGUCAAACUGGAUUGGACAUCUAUAGCUGUCAAUGGAUGCCAAUGAGGUGUGUUUAGGUCAUGUUUAUUGUUAAAUGGGUUGUAUUAUUAUGGCGGAAAAUAUCUUCAAAAAUUGCAGGUUUUUUUUCUAUACAACUGUGAAGCAUUUUUCACACAAUUUCUAAAUUGUAGUUAAUUCAACUUGAAUGUUACUUUUAAGGGAUAAUUGUGUAUAUGUCCUAUGAAGAUGGAUGCUAUACAUAUAUAUGGUUUUGUUGUGGCCCGCUGAAGGGCAACUUUGACUAAAGUGGCCUCUGAUGAAAACGAGUUUGAAGCCCGUGGAUUAAACUGAAUAUUUGAUGGAUCCAGGCGCACUUAUGCAAUAUUGUCGUAUACAUUAAGUGCAUUUUGUUAUACGCUGAGCACUGAUUACAUUGUUUUAAGUGAGUUGACCUGAGAAUCUCAGCACUCGCUCUAUGACCAUUUGUCCAUUGAAGUGGGUUGUGUUGGUAGCCAUUUUGACUCACCAUGCCUUAGAUAUAGUAAGGCAACACAAAUGCAAGGGAACCAGUAGGAAAUCUUUAUUCAUGUGUACAAAAGUUAAAAUUGAUUUAUAAUAAAAAACAAAGUUUCACUUGUCUUAAAUGUGGAAUUAUUUGUAGUUUCCUUAUUUCAAGGGAAAUCAAGCCCUUUUUGUUGUUGCAAGAAUGUUUUAUUGAAAGUGGAAAAUUAUUUUAA
Molecule: messenger RNA, 3480 nt
Organism: Corythoichthys intestinalis (scribbled pipefish)
Lineage: Eukaryota; Metazoa; Chordata; Actinopteri; Syngnathiformes; Syngnathidae
Gene: prrg1
Product: proline rich Gla (G-carboxyglutamic acid) 1
Exons: 4
Coding region: 138-758 (206 amino acids)
Cellular component (GO): extracellular region
Molecular function (GO): calcium ion binding
Source: RefSeq, a predicted model, not a curated record